Messenger RNA from Ascochyta rabiei, 540 nucleotides. RefSeq lists its product as uncharacterized. Gene Ontology annotation, cellular component: cytoplasm; TRAPP complex; nucleus. Lineage: Eukaryota; Fungi; Ascomycota; Dothideomycetes; Pleosporales; Didymellaceae. The record is from RefSeq and is a predicted model, not a curated record. The transcript has 3 exons. Gene Ontology annotation, biological process: endoplasmic reticulum to Golgi vesicle-mediated transport. The coding region runs from base 1 to 540 and encodes 179 amino acids.
AUGGCGAGCAAGGUGCCUUCGAUCUGUUGCAUAGGCUACAUUGGCAAGCACAACAACCCUCUACACAUUUCGCUCUUUCCAGCGGAAGAAAGAGCACCUCUGGAGUUCCAGUUCCUCCUCUCAUCAUGUCUGGACAUCUUCGAGGCCCGCUUGCCCUACAAGACAGCAGACCAAGACUUUGGGCUUCUCCAAGCUGUCGAUGAAAGGCUGGCCAUGUACGGAUGGUUGACCAACACCGGCGUCAAAAUCGUCAUUGUGGUUGAUAUGGAGGGGAGACCAGCUACUGCGUUGGAUAGCAAAGCAGCAACAGCAGUGGGACUGCGAGAUGCAGAUCUGAAGCCUAUCAACGAGGCAUUCAGGGCGUUGCAAACAGCGUACAUCAAGCUGUUGCGAAACCCAUUCUACAAUCCGGAUGAGCAUUCGCCUGUUACAGCGAACGCCGAACAGAAGAUUGGAUCGACACAGAUCACAAGUCGGAGCUUCAUUCAGGAAGUAAAGCAGGUUGCGGAAGCAUGGGCACCGGGCGUUACUAAUAUCUGA